GUGCACGCGGCCGUGGGUAAAGUGACCCCCACGACGUGAGUAAAUCGGACGUCCGGCCAGCUGCAAGUAAAGUAAUUGAGCUUCAACAUCACACUUUAAGCUCAAAAUCAACCCAUCGAUAGAGAUACCACAUCACAUGUGCCAAGAUGUCGCUCAACCACAUUGCACGUGAAGGGUUUGGAGGAGCAAUAUCCACAGUAAGAACGAAUCCUCUACUGACGGGUAUCGUCACCACCGCUGUUGUCGGCUUCGCUUGGACCAUUAAUGAUUUUGUUGAUUGGAGGUCCUUCGGUACAGGUGGCACACCGCCGACAUGGGCCGGCUACUGGAAGAUGACCAAAUUGCGCAUCAAAGCGCUGCUCGAUAAUGACGAUCUCCUGGAUACUUCGGUAUACAGCAAGUCAGGGCAAGCUUAUCUCAUAGACCUCCCCAUCCGCGCAACGCGGCGGCCAAAGUUGAUGCCCCGCAUCCUCCCGCAACGGCAGGUGCCAGAGAGGGUGCUCUCAACAGCGUCGCAGAGCAGGUUGCACAACAUUGUCACCUCCCUGGCAGCGGCGCACCCGGAAGUAUUUGAGGUCAAGCCAUCGCAUACCGAAGGCAGAACGACUGAGGGGUUGUAUGCGAGAAGGGACCUGGACACUCUGAAUCCCAUUGCGCGCGAUCCAAUUCUUGACCAUGAGAUUGCGCACGCGCACUCAUCAGAUGAUUCUCUGCACGUAUGGCUAGGUGAUCGGGACGCGGCCCAAGUAGUCGAGAAGGGUUGGGGACAGAGGUUUUGUCUCCCUUUUGUCAACAAAGGAUGGGUCAUGAUCUACGCACCUCGUAAUCUCGAGGAGGUCGAGGUCGUGGAACAAAUUGUGAAGGCUGCUGCGCAAUUCAUCACUGGCUUGGAAUUUAAAUGACGAGAUUCUGUGUGUGUACUCGUACACAUACACAGUCCACCGUAUAGGCAACAUCUAUGAGGUUGGGCACUCGGUGCCAGGUUCUAUCUAGCCAUUAUUGACAUAUAGUCCGUUGUUCUCCACCUCAGCAACCCAUAACGCCCAUGAUUUAUCCUGAGUACCUUCAUUC
Molecule: messenger RNA, 1071 nt
Organism: Truncatella angustata
Lineage: Eukaryota; Fungi; Ascomycota; Sordariomycetes; Amphisphaeriales; Sporocadaceae
Exons: 3
Coding region: 147-902 (251 amino acids)
Source: RefSeq, a predicted model, not a curated record